Molecule: messenger RNA, 1731 nt
Organism: Colletotrichum scovillei
Lineage: Eukaryota; Fungi; Ascomycota; Sordariomycetes; Glomerellales; Glomerellaceae
Exons: 3
Coding region: 570-1325 (251 amino acids)
Source: RefSeq, a predicted model, not a curated record
AACGACGGUCCCCCGCAAUUGGAAUGCACAAAAGGAAAUGCAUGUGAGGCGGGCGACAAUAUGAGCGAUCCAGAGACAGUUGAGCUCCCCGACUGGCUACAGCAGCUAGACAACCGCCUGUGAAACCUUGGACAAUCUUGGACAACCUAGGACACCCGUGGAACAGCUCGGCACAUGUUGAUGUCAGAUAGUUUACCCCUCCUCUUGUACAAGAGAUGAGGGUAUUCCAUAUGGUCUGUUCGGCCUGAACUCUGUUCUCCCUCUUCUCUAACCUCCCGUCACCUCCCGUCUUUCAUCCAUACCUUCCAAAUACUAAACCCUUUUGCCUGUAUUAUCUGUACUAAACAUCAACUCUAACGAAAGAACCCUUUCUCAUUUCCUGUUCAAUUCCCACAAUUCGGAUCCUGCCCCACGUUGGUCUAACUCCCUUCCACUUUCAACAUGUGACAGCAAGCUGACCCAGCGAAAAGGAACGAGUCCAACCACACCCUGUUCCAGGAUUUAGACGAGACGACGACGACGACGACGACGACCGCGACACCGCCAACCUCAACCCGGAAAUUCUUACAAUGGCACCACUUACGCCCCAUUGGACCCAGCCGUCCCACCCGGACAUCCAGGAUGUCGUCAAGGCGAGCGAGACAGAGUUUCUCACCAAGAGCUUCUCCAAGGUCUCUCUGCCGCCCUUUGCGGUUUACGCAAAGAUGUCUUUCCCACCGUGCGAUCUGGCCGAUGAGCCAACGUAUGCCACCGUUCAGUGCGGCAAGGCUAAGCACUUGAACCUCAACAGUGACUUGCUGUACAUUAACCACUCGUGCGAACCGUCUCUUAUUUUUGACACGGGCAACUUUAAUGUUCUGGCUGGGCCGAAAGGACUUCAGCCCGGCGAUGAACUGACGUUCUUCUACCCCUCCACGGAAUGGCACAUGGCCCAGCCAUUCGAUUGCUUCUGCGGCACCCCCUCGUGCCGUGGCAAGAUCGGCGGCGCACGCGACAUGUCCCGCGCCCAGCUGGAGGGUCUCUGGCUCAACGGCCACAUCCGCGAGCUCCUUGAGGAGCGCGACUCAGGGGCUCGCUCUGAGAACGACGACCCCACGGCCCAGGCGCUGAGAGAUGCCCUGAAGGCCGCCGAGCGCGUCGUCGAGGCAGCCCGCUCUGCCCUGAGGAGCUACACCGAGUCCACCACCGGCAACAGCAACGGAACCCAGCAGCAACAGCAUCUGCAGACGGCCAAGAACGGUGUCAAUGGUUCCAAGGCCGGUCGUAACGGCGCUAGUGCCAGGGAGCUGGGAGGCGAGUUGGGCGGCGACACGCGCUCUGCGUAAAGGGAUCGGGCUCUUGUUUUUGCAUUCCAUCCAUCUAUCCGUAUGCGUUUUUCUUGAAAUCAAAACGGUGAUGGGGAGGCGGCUUUGGCUUGGCCCGUGACGUGUAGGAGGGGCAACUCAACUUGUCUUCUUCGCACUCUCUUUUUUCGCGUUGUUUUUUCCUACUUUUGUUUCAUGCGAUAUUCAACAUCUCGCUUUUUCUUCUAGAUACAAGUACGAUGCAAAUAAGAGGUCCAGAUUGGAACCUGAAGACGAGAUGAGAUGGCGGAGUUGAGAAUCGUAGAAAAUAGAAUGGGAGCACAAAAAACAGAGGGUGUUGGUGGAAGACAUGGUGAGGUAGCCGUUAUAAAUAUCAUUCCUACAACCAAAUGUCUUGAUAACCGCGAAUGUCACGACCGUCGAAGCA